UACGGACACAGACACAAACUCAUCAAGGGGGCGGAGAGAAUACUGGGGGGAACAGGUACGACGUUAAAUCCGUACCUCACCCCUGCCCUGGGGAGUCAUGGUACGAUCCUGACCGACCUAAGUCCAGAUGACAAGGAGUACCAGUCAGUGGAGGAAGAGGUCCAGAGUACCAUUCGUCAGCACAGAGACCAGGGUCAAGCUGGGGGUAUCUUCAACAGGUAUAAUGUCAUCAAGAUUCAAAAGGUUAGAAACAAGAGACUGUGGGACCGGUACGUCCACAGGAGAAAAGAAGUGUCAGAAGAGAACCAUAACCAGGCCAAUGAGAGGAUGCUGUUUCAUGGUUCACCCUUCAUAAAUGCAAUCAUCAACAAAGGCUUUGAUGAGAGACACGCCUACAUCGGCGGCAUGUUUGGGGCAGGUAUCUACUUUGCAGAGAACUCAUCCAAGAGUAACCAGUAUGUGUAUGGGAUUGGUGGAGGCACAGGCUGCCCUAUUCACAAGGACCGGUCCUGUUACAUCUGUCAGAGACAAAUGCUAUUCUGCAGAGUGACGUUGGGUAAGGCAUUCCUACAGUUCAGUGCAAUGAAGAUGGCCCACGCACCGCCGGGUCACCACUCCGUCAUCGGCAGGCCCAGCGUGGGGGGGCUCAACUUCGCCGAGUACGUCAUCUACAGGGGAGAACAGGCUUUUCCUGAAUACCUGAUCACCUACCAGAUCGUGAAACCCGAGGCCCCCGCUGCACCCAGCCCCGACCAGAAGUAACCCUAGAACUGCAACACACCUGCAUAUGCCAUGUUUGCACUCAUGUGACCCACAGAAGUGUCGGCCAUGUUGGAUGGUUAAACCUGGAACUUCUGUUGUAGUUACACCUUGUUAUUUUGAAGUCAAAUCUUUGCUGUGGUAACAUUCGCCACGUCUGUUCUGGACUGGUACAUACAUACAUGUUUACUAUGGUAUCCUGCAAACUUCUUCUUGUGUCCCAGGGGCUUCCAUAGAAUGAUCCAGGCACGCUUUGUGUGUACUGCUGUUAGAAAUUUGGAUAACAGAUUUGAAAUUGGUAUUCUUUGAAUUUUGUGGACACCAAAUAUUCUCACCAUCUGGCACAUGUUGCAGUGAAAGACGAUUACCCCAGCGGCAGAGAGCUUCAUCUAGCUACGUACCACAUUUUAAAAAUCGUGUUAUGCAUAUCUGAAUUUUGUGCUUAUGGGGGUUUAUGUUGCAGUAGUAGAUCUCUUUAGAUUUCCUGUUUUCAAUAUGGUGGUCUUAGGCCCAAUCUAGACACAGUUUUUACCGAUAUCUCCACAGAUGUCGGGAGGGAUCUGGAACGUUGGCUGCGGGACACCAGUGGGCUUGCAGUCAUAAACAGCUAUAUAAUCUAAUGAGCCGGCGUUAUAUGCUAACGAGCCCUCCCGAAGUCGGGACGCAUCUACACGCACGCGGAAGUUGUCGGGGACCCCUACUAAGCUAUAGGGGACCCCUGCUAAGCUAUCAGGCGAAUACUCUGGACCUUUUGGGAGAAAUUCUGCCGAUAUCUUUUUGGCGAUAUUGCAGUUCCAUCUAGACGCUGAAAAAAAGCUGUCAGCGAAAGGUUGUCGGCUCGUAGAUAUCGUGAAAAACUGUGUCUAGAUUGGGCCCCAUACCUCAGUGGCAAAUUUUUCUGCAGUAUUGUCAAUUUUUUAUGGAUUAUGGUAUUUGGUUGUUCCAUAAUUGUGGGAUGUGUGCAAGUAUUUACACUUGAAAGUUGCAGAUAUGUGGUUACAAAAUCAUGCAAUGUUUUAUAUUCUUUCUAAACAGUAUUUUCAUAAGCAUACCGGUACAUGUAGUUGUUUAAGGGUACUAGUAUAUUUCAGAAAAUGGUGAUGACGAUAUUUUGUGAAAGGGGUGAUACAUUUCAUUGCAGCACUGGAACAGUGUAUUUCACAACUUUUUGGAGAACAUGAUUUCACUGAUUCAACCAUACCCAUAUAUUUAGUUGGAUCUUGAAAAAAAAAACAUUUAGAGAAGUCAAGAUGACAAUAGAGGGCUGGGAAAAAUUGCAUCAGAUUCUGACCAUAUUCACCCCUUAAACUGUUUGUACCAAGAAACAAAGUCUCAACUGUCAUGUUGGCCUUCAAGAUCUAAAAUCAACAGAUAAAAUUGGUGUGGCUUUCAAAGGUUAAAACAUAUUAUUCACACAAGUUCAGUAUAAGGUAUGGAUUGAAUGAUGCAACACUGUGUACUAGUUACUUGUUGUAGAAUUCAAAUAUUGUGUGUACUUAAAUGUUGCAUAUCCAGCUGAAAACUGAAAUCUUUAAUGUGAAAUGAUAUAAUCCAUUUGUAUUCGGCACCAAUCCAUCCAUGAACCCUUGAAUUCAGCUUUCUCGUUAAUCAUCUUAAAUUUUCAAGAUAUUUGACUGAAUCUCCCAACCAUGGGCUCUCUCCAGUGACGACCGUUCUGUCCUUAGACAGAAGUUUGCUCAUCCAGACAGAAAAUAUUUUAACCAUUUAAGAUUUCAUGGUUUUAAGAGCCUGCGCAAUGAAACACAUGGUGUGACUUUAUUGUGAAAAGUAACCCCAGUUUUUGCAUCUUUUUUCUUCACUUUUCUGGAGAUCGUUGAUAAAUUGUUCAUGCAUAUAUAUGUCCCUCGUUUCAGACCAAUGAUGUAAGAUGGUUAAUGCAAUCACAAUAAUGGUGUUAUGAUUCUUUGACCAAUAAAUUUGUUGCCUAUAUUGUUCGUUUACACUUAUAAAAUCUCAUUGUUUUCUACGCUUUCACUGUGGUUUCUGCUUGGUCUCAGUAUAAUCUCAAAUCAGAACGAAUCGGUCGGAUUAUAUUUUGUUGGUAUGUUGCGACCUUUCCAGGUUUCUUAACUUUGAAUACAUAUAUUGUGUGUGCAAAAAAAAUGAGAAACGUUUCAGAGUGCUAUUUUACGUAUCUGUAUCUAAGUAGCCGGUAUAACUGCCCUUCGGCGUAACACACCAGCUGUGUAUACUUAAUAAGCCUUAGGGUGACCGUGACUGGAAGAUAUUUCAUCAUUCAAGGUUCAAAGCACACCACUGUUGCAUCAGAUAUUUUUCCUUGACAUUUGAUAUUAAAAUAUUAACAAUUCGUGUCAGGACGUUACAUGUCGCUACUGUGGAAACUUAAUGUUGUUUUCAAACUAUUACAAUGUACAAUGUAAAUGCUUAUAGAAAAGUUCAGGGGUGUGAAGACUACAAAAGAAGAAGAGUUGUUGAAUAACAACAAUUAUAUUUGGUCACUUUCCAACGUGUUGACAGAAGAUUGUUCUUAGAUUGAGGGACCUUACCUCAUGUCGGCUAAAACUACAGAUUGUGGUAUAUGAAAAUAAUUCAGUUUGCCAUAAGGUACAUGUACUAGGUGAAGUGACACUUGGAGAAGGAAAAGAAAAGUUUUACAGAAGUUGUUUUGUGAACAGGCUUGUUACCAGGCUUUUUGAGCUUCAGGGGAAAAAAGCUUGAAUAUUCUGGUGUUAGAGGCCAGCCAUGCCUGUAGCCAUUGGUAUACAGAUGAACUAUUUUAAUGUUUAUGUUGUUGUCUCUUCUGUUACAGAAGUGUAUAGAGUGGACAUGGAAAUAUAACAUCCUAAUAAACAUUGUAGCUGGGA
This is a messenger RNA of Branchiostoma floridae (Florida lancelet), 3605 nucleotides long. RefSeq names its product poly [ADP-ribose] polymerase tankyrase-2-like. NCBI's taxonomy places the organism in Eukaryota, Metazoa, Chordata, Leptocardii, Amphioxiformes, Branchiostomatidae. The record is from RefSeq and is a predicted model, not a curated record. Gene Ontology annotation, molecular function: NAD+ poly-ADP-ribosyltransferase activity; protein binding.